Cloeon dipterum is the source of this 3983-nucleotide messenger RNA. RefSeq lists its product as uncharacterized. Lineage: Eukaryota; Metazoa; Arthropoda; Insecta; Ephemeroptera; Baetidae. Bases 410 to 1870 code for a protein of 486 amino acids. The record is from RefSeq and is a predicted model, not a curated record. The transcript has 7 exons.
AGAGAGAGAGUCGGGGAAGCCCCACUCCGCGCUGCAGGCGCGUUGCGCGCGAGGAAUCCAUCCGUGGUCCAUUCGAGAGCAUCCCUGCUUGUGUGGGGCGCGGCGGGCGCGAUAUGAACGUGAUUCCUUUUUCUUCUCGGCUUUCUCCCACUACCGGCGCCGCAACACCAAGGUAUAUAAAUUGGCAGAAAAAGAUGUGGCCGCCGAAUCGCAAUUUAACUCGCUCACUCGCGGUCCUCUGGUCGACCGGGACACUCUGCGCUCUCUUCGUUUCGCACAGCACGCUUCAAUUUUUUGCGGCACGCGGCGCGAAUCCCCUUUAGCCAGUCUCUCUCUCUCUCUCUCUCUCUCUCUCUCUCUCUCGCUCACUCUCGUCAGCGGCCGUACACUCACUCUGCCCGCCGCCGUCAUGCAAUCCGCGCCGCUGCUGCUGCUCAGCGUGGCCGUCGUGGCCGCCGCCCUGCCCACGGCCGCCCUGCCCAGGCCGCCGGCCGAGUCGGACGCCAGGCCUGCCGCCAAGGUGGACAACUCGCUCAGGCCCGACGAGACGAUCGCCUCGCAAUCAGCCGAACCCAUUGAUGCGACCACCCCCUACAGCAGCUUAGCCUCCAAGAGGGAACUAGUGCAAGACUCUUUAAACGGAUGGGACAAGUUGCGUCGCAUCCAGGAGGUAAAGGAGUACAUUUACAACUCGACCAGGUCAAACAUGGGCACUCCGUACAAGUCGCAGAAUAUCAUGACCACGAACGACUUGAAAAACUUUGUGCUGAGCAUGAUUCCUGAAACCUCCGGGUUGUACGAUCCAUCAAAGAAAAUCAACAGCUUCUUCCCACUCUGUUCCCCUCAGCAGAGUAAAAGGGUGGAAGCGACCAAAAACAGUGACGAUAUGUACAUGCAAUUCAACCUGACAUAUCCUCCUUCUUCGCCAGACUCAAAGGUGGCCAUUGGCAGCGCCAACCUUCGUCUUUGGAGGAUAAAUCAGACUGAAAGCAGCGUGAGCGUGGACCCGUGCUCGCCGCACAAUCAACAGGUGCGAGGCACGCCGCCCCCGACCAGUUCGACGACGCAGCCAGCCGCCGAGCCCAACAACUCGGCAUCCAGCACGAGCACACCCACCACCAGCACAACGAGCGCCCCUAUCAUUAUCAGUGAGCCGAGGGAGGUUUUCAUCAGGGUCACCAUUACGUACCUUGUUCGGCAGGGAAAGAAGUCAAAUAAACUGACGAGAUACAUCCUGGACAGCAAGAUGGUUUCGACCACCGGCGAAGGCUGGGUUGACUUUAACGUUUUGAAUGCUGUUAAAGACUGGCAGAAUCCAAACAACAACAUGGGUCUUUUCGUAGAGGUUGAAGAUCAAGAAAAGAAAAAGCUGCCUGCCGCUUCAUUCUUCCGCGAGAUGAAUUGCACUGCUGUCAGCUCGAGGGUGCCAGGUGGCGGCGACAACAGCGCCUCUGCUGACCUCAGUGGAGCACACAUGCUCCCGAUGAUCUCGGUGUGCACCGCCGACCCGAACCACGCCGCCAACACUGACACGCACGCAGCCAACAACAACAACAACCCCCUGAGCAACAAGUCGAAUAAGGACCUGCGCAGGUUCCUCUCCAUGCUGCAGCAGGAAAACGCGGUCAAGGCGGCGAGCAGCCAGAAGCGGCAGAACCCUGAGGAUGAGCAGUUGGAGCAGGUGCAGAACACGGAGGGCCACCAGGAGGGCCAGAACCGGCACCGCCACAACCACAACCACCACCACCGCUUCCACGACGACAGGCCGACGCCGUCGCAACUCCUCGUCGUACCGCUCGUGUUCAAAACCUCCAGGGUGGCUGAGAUGGACCAGCAGCCCAUCACCAUCGAGCAGCUCUUCCAGCGGUAGGCAGUGUUCACAAAAAACUGUCUUUUUUCGGAAGAGUUUAAACCGGUUUUUCCCCCAAGGGUGGGUCUGAAUCGGAGGGAACUAAACGACACGCGAGUCGAAGCGAUAAAUUCUGGAAAUCAUAGCGCCGUUGCAAUUUUCGGAAUCGACCUCCGCGUUAGCAAAGAGACCGACCAUUUUGUGACAUCGUCAUCACUGCUCAGGGUGCGUACAAUUUUUAAAGGGAUUGCUACAUUUUCUUUCAAAACCGAACAUCAGCAGCCAUGACACUGAUGACGUCACAAAAUGGCCAAUCGCACUACUUUGUCCUGAGUUUUUCAGGCUAAACGCUGAGACCGAUUAUAAAAAUUCCAACGCCACACUGAUUUUCUGCAUUUUGAGCUUCACAUACAAGACUUAAAUUUUUCGAAAUCUAUCUGCGCAUUAAGAUAAUUUUUUCCAAUUUGACUGGUAAACUCCAUGGGAAAUUAGUUAUUAUCUGAUUUGAUCCAAAAUGUAGAGAGUGAGUAAAAAAAAUCAGCAAAAACAUUCCGGUUUAACCAGUGCCGGUUUAAAUUUUGGAACACUUGCGGUAGGCCCACCGCGCGCGCGCACCGCACUCCGCACCCGCGGACAGCCGAGACUGCACCAAGGCUGUCCGCAAUUACCUUUGGCACAACUGCUCACCGACGACUCUGACUGCUCGCCAGCACACAAGUUGUGCAACUCGCUCCGCACGCAUGCGGCGCGGGCUGCAUAACCGGGCUGCCCUGGUUUCUUGUUCACUGUGAGCUGAAUCCAAAUUGUAUUUACUUCGUGUGUGUUAUAUUUCCAAAUGCGAAUUUUUCAUCUGUCGUAAUGGCCAAACGCUGGGCUGUGCAAUUUGAGGUUUUUUAUAUUCAAACAGUUAUUUUGGCGGGUGUUGGUGUGAAUCUAGCGAAAGUGCCACAAGAACGGCAGCAAUCUCUCUGAUUGGCCAGAUCCAGACACCACCAAAGUAACGGUUUCCACGUUUCUGCCGAUUUUCGGCACGUUGUGUCAAAUUUCUGACUGGCUAACCUAGUUCGACUCUCAGGUAUCAAUUGGAAAUGUCAAAAAUGAAAUUCCAGUACUACUUGAUCAAUUUCGCCGAUUCUUUUGCGAUAAAAGUUUAAUUGUGUCAUUCAUUUUUCACAGCCCCUAUUGCACUAACAUAUCCAGAUUACUCGAGGUUUUAAGCAUGUUAUAUAUCAAAUAAUUUCUAGCAUAUUUUUUCAUUUUGGUCACACUUGAAAAACGGGGAGCACAGAGUCUUCGGCGUUAAAUUUCUGAUGAUGGCCGAGAGUGGUCAGUCGAAGCGCACAAUGCAAUGUAAAUAAAGUAUCGAUACUUACUCUACAGAGCGCGGAGCAUUUUUUAAUUUACUUUCCUCGCUAACAAAAGAAACGACAAGGCUUUUUCAUGUUGCAUAUUGUGCUCACAUUUCAGUAACAAUAAUUUUAAUGCAUGUUCAACAACAAAAGAAACACACACUAUUCUCGCUGAAAAAAAUUUCCAUAGUUGAAAUCUAUAAAUGGAUGAUUGCACUCUUGGCUCCUCUGACCGAAUGUUUUAGAAUAAUAUACACUGUGUUUUCAUGUACUUCGAGCGCGCAUAUCAUGUUAAUUAAACUGUGUCCUUUUGUCACGAAAUAACGCCAUAUCAGCUGAAAACGUUUUUAUCCGCUGACAAAUGGGUACUUAAUUCUGCCCGGCCCCGAGACCCAAUCUCAUCACCCGUGUCCGCCAUCAAGUUCGACUACUUAAUUAGUGUUGCGUUAGAAAUUGUAAUAGAUAAAUAUACGUAUAAUACAUGUCUAGGAUGUUAGGCUAUUUUUCUGUUUUCCCGCCCACCCUGCUCUACCUCUGUGAAGCUGUCAAUAUUCUGACGAGACCGAUUUUAAAGCCAAGGAGAGGCAAUCCAAUUACAUGUUGUUUCCCGCAACUCCGCGUGUAUACUACAUUAGACUGCGUGUACAAUUCAGUGUUUCGCGGCGACAAAAUUCUUAUGUAUAUCAUAAAGAAGUAUGUAUUAUUACAUGUCUAGCGUAUUAAGAACGAGUAUUAUAUAGUUGAAUUGUUUGUUGCCAAUAAUAAAGUGCAUAUCAAAAUCAGAA